AUGAGUUCCGAUUCAAGUUCUAGCGGAGUGCAAUUUCCCACCAUGGACGCAACUCAGUUUGCUGCAUUCUUCAAUCAAAUCGCCGCGAUCCAACCGCACAUCAGCAAAAGUGCGAAUCCGAGUCAAGAUCCUACAAAUUCGUACUUCAUUCUCCCAUAUGAGAGUCCAAGUAUACCUCUCACUUCUGUUGUUUUGACUGGAUCGAACUAUGGAGCCUGGAGUAGAGCUAUGCUGUUAGCUCUCAAAUCGAAAAAUAAGCUGAAAUUCAUAGAUGGUAGUAUUGAGAAACCGGAUAGCUCAGAUCCACUGUUUGAGGCGUGGGAGAGGUGCAACACAUAUGUCGUUGGUUGGCUUAACCUCUCACUAAGUCCAGAUAUCUACCAAAGUGUUUUGUGGAACAAUCUAGCCUAUGAGAUAUGGGAUGAGCUAAAGCAUAGAUAUUAUCAGGGGGACAAAUUUCGAGUGGCUGAAUUAUAUGAGGAAGUGUAUGCACUCAGGCAAGGAGACAUGAAUGUGACGAAUUACUAUACCAAGCUCAAGUCAAUUUGGGAAGAAAUCAACAAUUUUAGAAUCUUGCCACAAUGUAACUGUGACAAAAGGUGUUCGUGCGCCUUAUCCAUAAUUAGAAAGCAAAGAGAGGAAGAUAAGGUGACAAAGUUUCUUCGAGGUUUAAAUGAUCAACACUCCACCAUUCGAUCACAAAUGAUGCUCAUGGAUAGUUUACCAAAUCUGAAUGCGGUCUUUGCUAUGAUCACGCAGCAAGAACGGCAGUUUCUCAGUCCUGACUCUACCUCGGACAUUAAGGUUUUGGCUAACUCUGCUCAUCCCUUGAACACUGCGUUGUCUUCGCUAGGUAGAGGGAGAGGGAGAAGCAGAGGAGGUAGAUUUCAGCCUGGGAGAGGACAAGGUGGCAGAAGCAGGCUGCAGUGCACCUUUUGCAACAAGACUGGACAUGGUGUUGAUACCUGUUAUAAGAAACACGGGUUCCCCCCAAUUUUAGACAACGAUAUGAAUAUUCCAACUCUCAAAACACUGGCACACCAGUCCUCAAUUGCAUCUCAACAAAUGCAGGUACUGAGGGUAUUAAUGAUGAACUCAGUACCAGUCAAGGCCAAUUGGGAGCGAGUGAAAUCACAGGGGCUGGAUUCACUCCAGAUCAAAGGGAAGCCCUACUAG
Molecule: messenger RNA, 1176 nt
Organism: Arachis ipaensis
Lineage: Eukaryota; Viridiplantae; Streptophyta; Magnoliopsida; Fabales; Fabaceae
Source: RefSeq, a predicted model, not a curated record